Molecule: messenger RNA, 872 nt
Organism: Melanaphis sacchari
Lineage: Eukaryota; Metazoa; Arthropoda; Insecta; Hemiptera; Aphididae
Product: protein D2-like
Exons: 6
Coding region: 113-727 (204 amino acids)
Source: RefSeq, a predicted model, not a curated record
AGUAAACGUUUUAAGUUCAUUAACUGUUUGCUCACCAUUUAGUUCAGUCGUCUUCGAUAAACUUUAGUAAAAUCACUUAACCUAUUGGUUUUUUAAUUUUGAAGAGACAAGAAUGUGGCGCUUUAGUUUGUACUUAAUAUGUAUCACGAUCGGUGUAUCUGCAAACAAUUUUAAUGUCGACCAAGCUAUGGAAAAUCAAAAAGUGGUACCUGAUGUAAUUCCUAUUGCCCCAAAAGAAUUUUUACAAGUAAAUUAUACGAACGGCGCGAAAGCAUUACUUGGUAAUGAACUUAAACCUAUUAAAGUGAAGGACCAACCGUCAGUUAGUUGGAAUGCUGAUCCUAAUUCAUUUUAUACGUUAUGUUUAGUUGAUCCUGAUGCUCCGAGCCGAGCUGAACCUACAAAUAAAGAAUGGAAUCAUUGGUUAGUCGGAAACAUACCUGGUGAAAAUGUGGGCCUGGGAGAAACACUUACUGGAUACGUAGGUUCUGGACCUCCACCAAAAACCGGAAUACAUCGAUAUGUGUUUUUAGUAUACAAACAACCAUCAAAACUUACAUUCGAUGAGCCACGUAUAAGCGAUAGAUCUGUGGAACAUCGUGAGAAAUUUUCAAUUGAUAAAUUUGCAUUGAAAUACAAAUUAGGAAUACCCGUGGCUGGUAAUUUUUAUCUGGCCCAGUACGAUGAUUAUGUUCCAAUUCUAUACAAACAAUUUGGAGUUAAUUAAUUUUUCUUCAAAUUUAAUAAAAAUUAGUAAGCCUAUAUUUAAAAAAAUUGAAAAAAUAUUUAUUACGUAGAAAUACUAAUUAGGUGUCUAAUGACUUUUUAUUUUAAUCUUGCAGUAUUUUAUAUAAUUUAUAAAUUAGUAAAAU